AGUUCUUCGAUGCAGUUACUUCUAGUGGAACCAUGGUCGUGGCUUCUAAGAUGAACAAAAACAAGUCCCCAUCUUCAUGUGGUGAUGUUUUCGCUUCUGCAAAUCAGGGAACUAUAACAGGAGGCUUGCUAGAUCCAGCGCGAAAUGGAGGACAGCGACAGGUGCAAGAACAGGGACUAGAAGAACGAGGUAAGCCAGCGAAAGCGAUACUCGACAAGAACCUCAAGCCGAAACUGUUGCGAGAUUUGGUGGACACUAUGCUUGAACGUUGGACAUUGGAGGAUGAAUUAUUGCCGCACGAGGU
Amoebophrya sp. A25 is the source of this 304-nucleotide messenger RNA. NCBI's taxonomy places the organism in Eukaryota, Dinophyceae, Syndiniales, Amoebophryaceae. The record is from the annotation of a GenBank genome assembly.